Molecule: messenger RNA, 2592 nt
Organism: Papilio polytes (common Mormon)
Lineage: Eukaryota; Metazoa; Arthropoda; Insecta; Lepidoptera; Papilionidae
Gene: Swt1
Product: transcriptional protein SWT1
Exons: 12
Coding region: 133-2433 (766 amino acids)
Cellular component (GO): nucleus
Molecular function (GO): protein binding
Source: RefSeq, a predicted model, not a curated record
AGUUUUCGUUCUCGUAGGUGGUGUAUAUUUUUUAUUUGUCAGAUAUUUUUUCUUGAAAUUAAUUCAUCUACAUUUUCAUUCGCAUAAAAUGUUUUUAUUGCUUUAUUUUUACAUUGUACACUAACAUUUAUAAUGAAUAUUAUCAGUGAUAAAUUCACAGAUUGUUGGGUACUUUGUAAAUCUAGAUCAAAUCCAGGAAAACAGUAUUAUUUCAACACAAGGACUCGCGAAUCCUCUUGGAUAAAGCCCAAGGCUGUACAGGAAAAAGAAUCUUGCAGUAAUGUCGCCAUCAAAGUAGAGCCAAAUCGUAAUGGAGAGAAGAACAGAAAAGAACAAGAUCGCAAAUGUUGUAAGAAGUCAAAGAACGAUGUCCAAAAGCAAAAACCUAAACCUCAUAACUCAAUUUCUCAUGGGGGUAGGCAAAAUCACCUAAACAUAAACAAGAACAAAAAUAAAUGUUCACAAUCAUCAAAACCAGCAAAGAAUUUAGCAAAGAACAGGUUAACGAAACUGAGAAUCCAAUUAGCUUUGGAAUUGGAGCAGGAAAAGAAGGGAAAUGUGUCUAAAAGUGAACCGAAAGUUGAAAAGACAAAUAAAGCUGAAACUCCAACGAAAAAUCAAAGAUCUGAACUAAACAGUCCCAAUUUUAAUGAAUCAAAUUGUACUAUCACUUCUCAGCUAAGCAACGAUAGCAGUUUGUCACCUUCACAGUUUUUUGCUGCAAACAAAAUCAUAUCUUCAAUGAAAGCGCAGUUACCGGAAGAGUAUGAUAACAAAGAUGUACAGAAAGACACAUUCGCUGAUAUUGAACAAGGUAUAUGCAGUAAAAUAAUAGGAUACCCAUCAAAUGUACAUCCAUCAACUCCACCGCAGUUUUCUCAAGCUGAUAAACUUUUGUCAGCAAUUAAAUCAAAGCUUGCGUACAAAUUGCCAGGAAAGGAUAAAAGUGAUACCUCGGAAACUGACAGAAUGCAGAUGUUACGAAGGUUGUCAGAUGACAUGGAUGAUACUAGAACUGGAAGACAUAUUGAACAGAUGGAUGUUGAUGAAGGUGUUACUUUAGUUUAUUCAAGGGUGGACGCACACAAGCCUAGCAGCAGCACUUUCAGUGCAGCUCCCAACAUGUUGAAUACAAUACAAACAAACGCUGUAAUAGUUGUUGAUACAAACAUCUUCAUACAUGAUCUGCAUUGCAUCACACAAGUACUCAACUCAAAUAUAAAAGGUUAUACAGAGCAGCCAACCCUGUUGGUGCCAUGGCGUGUGAUCAAUGAACUGGACAAAUUAAAAGACAACAACAACGGCAAUGGAGUAUUGUGCAAGCGAGCUAAAGCUGCUAUGGAUUUUUUGUAUAAAUCACUUCCCGUUGCCAAUAGACUGAAAGGACAAUCGCUUCGUGAUUCAAAUUCUCACAUAUUUCCUUGUGAAGUGCCAGAUGAUGAGAUUCUGAACUGCUGUCUGCAGCAAGCGGAGAGAGGCAAAUCUGUGGUGCUGCUGUCGAACGACAAGAACCUGUGCAGCAAGGCGGUGGUGAACGGCGUGGCGACGUGCGGCGCGGCCGAGCUGAGCGCGCGCGUGUCGCCGGCGCCGCACGCGCACCUCGCGCUGGCCGCGCUCGCCGCCCUCCACCACUGCGACCGCACCAUCUACCAGCUGCUCGCCAAUAUACUAGAGACGGAGAUGCGGGCGCGCUACAAGGCGCUGUGGGAGCACGUGGUGUGCCGGCCGCCGCCCUGGCAGCUGCAGGACGUGCUGUUCGCGCUGCUCAAGCACUGGAUUGCUGUCUUCCACGAGGUCUUCCCCAGGAUCGAGGGUCUGCUCAACGACCUGAAGAAAACAUACAAUCAUAUCAAAAACAAAGAUCCGAAGACGCUUGUGGAAGCAGAAGUGUGUAACUUCAAGGAAUUAUGUAUAGAAGUUGCAAAGAAGUGUCAAAUUAUACCGGAAUAUAUGGAGCUGGCUAAAAACACGGUGGACAGACUUAACAACGUGAGACAGACUCGCGGACAGAAUAAUAUCUCCGUUAUGCAGGCAUUUGAAACUGUAUGGAUAAUAUUCUCUAGUUAUUGUGCGAAGUUGUGCCGCUGCGUGGGCAUUCCCCACAGCAUCGAGGACCGGCUGCCGGCCAACGAGCCCGUGGAGACGCUGCUCAGCAAGUACUCCAUGCUGCGCAACCACAUCAUAUCGUUCAACCACACCAUACAAGGAGUACUGAAUGUGGAUAAUUCAAGUGAACUAUUAGAGGGACGUAUAACUAAUUUGGAGACGGAACUGAAAUCCAGUUUGAACCUGAACGGGGGUGAGAGCGGCGUCAUCUCGCGGGACGAAUUGAACAUCUUUUGUACCAAGAACAGAGAUCUAUUGCAAGACGCUACAGCGAAUCUGUCGACGCUUAUCGAAUUAUUAGACGUUUGCAAAAAUAAUUUUCAUUAAAUUUUUAGAUCUGUGAUUUACUGUACUAUGUAUAUAUGUAUAUAAGCUUGCACAACGCUUAUGUAUUUCUACACAUUCAUACACAUAUAUUUAAAUCAAAAUAUCGUCGGUAAAAAUGGAAAAAAUGGCAUUUUUUCAAAUUUUUCCUAAAUACUGUUA